Lactuca sativa (garden lettuce) is the source of this 750-nucleotide messenger RNA. Its product is annotated as antimicrobial ginkbilobin-2-like protein. The record is from RefSeq and is a predicted model, not a curated record. NCBI's taxonomy places the organism in Eukaryota, Viridiplantae, Streptophyta, Magnoliopsida, Asterales, Asteraceae.
AUGGAGAAGUUUAUGCUAUGCACAUUAAUGUUGUUUGUUAUGACAAGGUUUGUUCAUGUAAACGGUAAAAUUCUCUAUUUGGGUUCUAAAUGCUCACAAACAAGGAACACAACUGGUAAUUAUAUCACCAUCUACCAAGCUAACCUUAAAACCCUUUUAGAUUCCCUAGCCAACAACUCACCUCUUCAAGGAGGAUUCAUGAAUACCACCAUCGGAACUGGUUCUAAUCAAGUUUAUGGUCUUGCAUGGUGUCGAGCAGAUGUUUCUCCUACCACAUGCUCCAAGUGUUUGAACGAAACCAUUCGUGUACCUCUAAGAGAUUGUCCCGAUAGCAAAGGCUUGGUGAUAUGGUCGAGUUUGUGUAGUUUAAGGUUCUCAAACGAGAGUUUCUUUGGUGAACUUUGGAACAGGUCUUCGUCAUCCGGCUAUGGUAGACACACACUUGAUGAAGCUUCAGUGUUUUCAAGAGGGUUUUCGAUGAUGCAAGCAUUAGGAAGAAAUGUUUCUAAUCAAGCAUUGAUGUUUGAUACUGGUGUUAUUGAUGUUGGGAAUGAUGGGAAGAGAUACGGGUUGGGUCAGUGUAGUCGUGAUUUGAGCAAGUUUGAUUGUGAAAAGUGUUUGGAGAAGCUUCUAGUGAUUUAUCAAAGGUUUGUAUUGAAUCGGACUGGAUGGGAGAUGUUGGGAGUGAGUUGUGGCUUGUGGUAUGAUGAUGUUAAGUUCUAUGACAACGAUUCAGGGUUGACUACUUGA